Messenger RNA from Phaedon cochleariae (mustard beetle), 1316 nucleotides. The record is from the annotation of a GenBank genome assembly. NCBI's taxonomy places the organism in Eukaryota, Metazoa, Arthropoda, Insecta, Coleoptera, Chrysomelidae.
GGUUUUUUGGUGUUCUUCAGGUGGCCACUCUGCAACUUUUGGAAAUCUGAGUUGGCAACACUGCUUGUCAAACCUUGAAACUUGAAACAUUGUAAGGUUAUGGAUGGACAAACAAGAAUCAUAUUAUUCAAAUAUUAAAAAAAUGCCAACUAUGCAUUGAUAAAACUAAUAAAACUUGAAUAUAUUUCAGGAGGGGCUAAAGAUAUUCCAGCCUCAUUCCAGUCAUUACAGAAUUCUGAAGAUGGAUUUUUCCAUAAAAGCAUUGUUAUUUUAUUUUAGUGCUCUAGGUGCAUCUGCUAUUUUAUCUAUUUGUAUCCUUCUCAUAGCCACAUCCAAAAUUUACCCAGUAAUAUACAGAAGCAAAAAAGAAAAACGUUUUUUGGAUCCUUCCACUGGAGAUACUUUGGAAUUUCCUUCAAUCAAUGAAGAACAUUCAGUACAUCUGAGUGUUAUAGUACCAGCCUUCAAUGAGGAAGUUAGACUUCCACCUAUGUUAGAUGAAUGCACAGAAUUCCUGGAAGAAAGAUGUGCAAACUCCAACUUUAAAUAUGAGGUAAUCAUAGUUAGUGAUGGUAGUACAGACAAAACUGUGGAAGUAGCCCAUGGCUAUUCAAAAAAACUAGGGACUGAAAAAGUGAGGGUGUUAGAACUAGAAACCAAUAGAGGAAAAGGAGGUGCAGUGCGCUUGGGCAUGCAGAGCUCAAGAGGUUCCACAGUUCUAUUUGCAGAUGCAGAUGGAGCUACAAAAUUUGCAGACCUAGUCAAGGUGGAAAAUGGAUUGACCAAAUUGAUAGACUGUGAUUAUAUCAAAGAGCCUACCAAAGCAGAAAAUAAACUGGCAAUUUCUAUUGGAUCCAGAGCACAUUUAGAAGAAGAAGCUAUAGCCUCAAGGAGCUUUUUCAGAACCAUUUUGAUGCAUGGCUUCCAUUUCCUUGUUUGGCUCUUUGCAGUAAAAGGCAUCAAAGAUACACAGUGUGGUUUCAAAUUAUUAACUAGGCGAGCAGCCAGGUUGUGCUUUGAUAACCUACAUGUGGAAAGAUGGGCAUUUGAUGUUGAGAUGUUAUAUAUUGCACAAACACUGAAAGUUCCAAUUUCUGAAAUUGGUGUGAACUGGACUGAGAUAGAUGGAUCAAAAGUUACACCUGUAUGGAGUUGGAUACAAAUGGGUGGUGAUCUAGGGCUCAUUUGGCUUAGGUAUACCAUUGGUGCAUGGAAAAUUAAACCAUCCAAACAAGAAUAAUUAUUAUUCCUAAUGAAGUUUUGUAAUAAUGAUUUUAUAAUUAUAUAUACAUUAUAAUUAUUAUUGUAUUAAUUAA